CCCUUUUUAUCUUUCCCUAUACCGCUCUGCGCUGUACGCUUAAUCGAGGAUGCGACCCCCGAGAGGCCGUGGCGGUGGAUUCAGGGGCGGUAGGGACGGCGGCCGCGGCGGUCGAGGCGGUCGCUUCGGUGGCGGAGGUGGCCGUGGCGGUGGCGGCCGCUUCGGUGGCGGCCGCGACGAUUUCAACCAACCCCCCGAUGAAGUAGUCGAGGUUUCGACGUUUCUUCAUGCUUGCGAGGGCGAUGCGGUGACUAGGCUCACUAACGAGAAAGUGCCAUUCUUCAAUGCUCCAAUUUAUCUGCAGAACAAGAGUCAGAUUGGCAAAGUUGAUGAAAUCUUUGGUCCCAUCAAUGAAUCCUACUUUUCGAUUAAGAUGAUGGAAGGCAUCGUAGCAACUUCGUAUUCAGCUGGUGAUAAGUUCUACAUCGAUCCGGCUAAGCUUUUGCCACUGUCGAGAUUUCUUCCACAGCCGAAGGGACAGGGACAAGCUUUUAGAGGUGGGGGCCGUGGUGGUGGCAGAGGCGGUGGAAGAGGUGGUGGCUUCCGUGGAGGUGGUGGCUUCCGUGGGAGGGGCGCCCCAAGGGGUGGUAGAGGUGGCCCUCGUGGUGGUGGACGCGGUGGGGGUUUUAGAGGCAGAGGGAGAUGGUAGGAUCACAUUGUGUACUUCUAUCUUAUUAUCCAUUUACAUUCAGUGGUUAUUUGGGAUACUUUUUGAAGCUAAUUCAAAUGUUGCUUUGGUGUAUGAACAUUUGGUUGGUGGGAUUUGAUAUUUUAUGUGCUCAUUUGAUCGCA
Diospyros lotus (date-plum) is the source of this 792-nucleotide messenger RNA. Its product is annotated as putative H/ACA ribonucleoprotein complex subunit 1-like protein 1. Gene Ontology annotation, cellular component: box H/ACA snoRNP complex. NCBI's taxonomy places the organism in Eukaryota, Viridiplantae, Streptophyta, Magnoliopsida, Ericales, Ebenaceae. Gene Ontology annotation, biological process: ribosome biogenesis; snoRNA guided rRNA pseudouridine synthesis. The record is from RefSeq and is a predicted model, not a curated record. Gene Ontology annotation, molecular function: box H/ACA snoRNA binding. The transcript is spliced from 4 exons. The coding region runs from base 50 to 649 and encodes 199 amino acids.